Cyprinodon variegatus (sheepshead minnow) is the source of this 4192-nucleotide messenger RNA. Its product is annotated as bifunctional heparan sulfate N-deacetylase/N-sulfotransferase 2-like. The record is from RefSeq and is a predicted model, not a curated record. Lineage: Eukaryota; Metazoa; Chordata; Actinopteri; Cyprinodontiformes; Cyprinodontidae. Gene Ontology annotation, molecular function: deacetylase activity; heparan sulfate N-sulfotransferase activity. Gene Ontology annotation, cellular component: Golgi apparatus.
AGUCCAGGGCUGCUAGCAUAAACAAGAUGGCUGCGUAAGUGUUGAAGCGCCGAAGUUCAGUUUUAGCUCCAAUUCUUAAACCAAUCGUUAACUUCUUCCGUGACCCGCUCGCUCUGAAUUGGUCAAAUGCAGAGGCCUUUUUAAUUUCCUUCCACCUAUUCCUUGAUCUCCGAUCUUUUCAAGUGUCUUAGAAGUCAUGGAAGAGUGGCCAGAGACAGUGGAGGCUGUAAGUCCAGACCGGCUGUGCUGAGACGCCUUCAUCCAAGCGACUUCAUGAUGAUAAAAAACAUUCCUGCAUAGAGACAUCGGCUCAUCCGUUGAAACAGAACAGAGUAAACCUCAGAUUUUUACAGAGGACCUGAACUCUCAGUUGUUAGUGUCGUUUUGCACUUCAGAACCAAACAUAGAGAGGAAGUCAUGAAUGAUCAUGGCCAUGGUGACUUAGGGUAAAUGGCUAUUAAUCAGCGCAGCUCAGUGACAGUAUUUACUGCUCAGUCUUCUUCCCCCUCUCUGUUCUCCUCUCAACCCGUCUCCCCAUCUUUUCCCUUGUUUGUUUGGACCUCUCUGGCUCCCCUCCAACAUCAAGAUGGCUAUUGGUUUGGGUAUUUUAAAGCUCCUGCGAGGUGUCCGUCAACUGGAGCUUCAUCGCCUCUUGCUUUCCAUGGCCUUCCUCGCCUACUACGUCUCCAACAGCCCUAAAAUCAAGGACCCCCCACCUUUACCCUUCAGUGAUUGUGGCGGAGGUGGGGGGACGCUGCUGGGAUUGAGUACCAGUACUGCUGAUAGUGAGACAGGUAGUCAGAGGUCACCUCUUUUUCUAUCUGUGCGGCGAGAGCGACUGCAGGAGGUAAAGACAAUCGACAACUCCAGAACGGAGCCGGUGGUUCUGGUGUUUGUGGAGAGUAUCUAUUCCCAGCUGGGCCAAGAAAUCAUUGCUAUUUUAGAAUCCAGUCGCUUCCGCUACCGGACAGAAAUUGCUCCCACUAAGGGAGACAUGCCCACACUGACGGAGCAGAGCCACGGACGCUAUGCGUUGAUUAUUUAUGAAAAUGUGCUGAAAUAUGUCAACCUUGAUACAUGGAACCGCGACUUGCUGGACAAGUACUGCACUGAAUAUGGAGUGGGGGUGAUUGGCUUCUUCAAAGCCACUGAAAACUCACUUCACAGUGCACAGCUCAAAGGUUUCCCCCUCUUUCUACACUCGCAUCUCAGACUCAGGGACUACUGCAUAAACCCCAACGCUCCUCUGCUGUACAUCACCAAGCUCAACCAAGUGGAGCAGGGUCCUUUGCCAGGGGACGAUUGGACCGUAUUCCUGUCCAACCACUCUACGUAUGAACCAGUCCUUCUAGCUGCACCCAAGUCCUCGGAUGCUUUGGCGCGUUCUGGACCAAGUCCGCUGGCCCUCUAUGCCACCGUGGUGCAGGACUUGGGGCUCCACGAUGGCAUUCAAAGGGUUCUCUUUGGGAACAACCUCAACUACUGGCUUCACAAGCUGGUGUUUGUGGACGCCAUCGGCUACCUGACAGGCAAAAGACUGGGUCUGUCUUUGGACCGUCACAUCCUGGUAGACGUGGAUGAUAUAUUCGUGGGCAAAGAGGGCACUCGUAUGAAGGUGUCUGACGUGGAGGCCUUGCUGAAUACUCAAACUAAGCUAAGAGGCCUUGUACCUAAUUUCACCUUCAAUCUUGGAUUUUCAGGGAAGUUCUAUCACACAGGUACAGAUGAGGAGGAUCAAGGAGACGACAUGCUGCUGCAGCACAAGAAGGACUUCUGGUGGUUUCCUCACAUGUGGAGCCACAUGCAGCCUCACCUUUUUCACAACGUCAGCGUCCUGGCUGAGCAGAUGAAGCUCAACAGGAUCUUUGCUCAGGAGCAUGGAAUUCCAACAGAUAUGGGCUAUGCAGUGGCUCCGCACCACUCAGGGGUUUACCCCGUUCACACCCAGCUGUACGAAGCCUGGAAGUCUGUGUGGAAAAUCAAGGUGACCAGCACUGAAGAAUACCCUCACCUCAGGCCAGCAAGAUACCGCCGGGGCUUCAUCCACAACGGAAUAAAGGUGCUGCCCAGGCAAACCUGUGGCCUAUUCACACAUACCAUCUUCUAUAAUGAAUACCCUGGAGGCUCCAAGGAGCUUGAUAAGAGCAUCAGAGGGGGAGAACUCUUCCUCACUGUUCUCCUAAACCCUAUCAGCAUAUUUAUGACUCACCUAUCAAACUAUGGGAAUGACCGUCUGGGGCUGUACACCUUUGAGUCUCUGGUGAAGUUUGUCCAGUGCUGGACCAACCUCAGGUUGCAGACAUUGCCUCCGGUUCAGCUUGCUGAAAAAUAUUUCCAGAUCUUCCCAGAAGAACGAAGCCCCCUCUGGCAGAACCCGUGUCACGACAAGAGACACAAAGACAUCUGGUCUAAAGAAAAAACCUGUGACAGACUUCCUAAAUUCCUAAUUAUUGGACCACAGAAAACGGGCACCACAGCUCUUCAUUCAUUCCUGAGCCUUCACCCAGCGAUUACUGGCUCCUUCUCCAGUGCAACUACUUUUGAGGAGAUCCAGUUCUUCGGUGGAGCCAACUAUGACAAUGGGAUUGACUGGUACAUGGAGUUCUUCCCAUUUCCUUCCAAUGUUAGCGCAGACUUCAUGUUUGAAAAGAGUGCCAAUUACUUUGACUCGGAAGUAGCCCCCAAAAGAGCAGCAGCCCUGUUACCUCGAGCCAAAAUCCUGGCUGUGCUUAUCAACCCGUCUGACAGAGCGUACUCCUGGUAUCAGCACCAGAGAGCCCACCAGGACCCCGCAGCGCUGAACAACUCCUUCCAUGCUGUUGUAACGGCAGCACCCUCAGCCCCCAGAGCCUUGUUAACCCUGCAGAAACGGUGCCUUCACCCGGGAGCCUAUGCUUCCCAUUUGGAGCGAUGGCUGCAAUAUUACCAACCCAGCCAGCUGCACAUUGUGGACGGGGCCCUGCUGCGUUCUAAUCCUGUGCAGGUGAUGGAGGGAAUUCAGAGAUUUCUCGGUGUCACUCCCAUCUUCAACUACACGCAGGCACUGAUGUAUGAUGAUGUCAAAGGUUUCUGGUGUCAGCGAGUGGAAGGAGCCCGGUCCAAAUGUCUGGGGAAGAGCAAAGGAAGGAAGUAUCCAGGGAUGAGUUUGGAGUCACGUGCCUUUUUAAGCGAGUAUUACCGUCACCACAACAUGGAGCUGGUGCAACUGCUGAAUCGCCUGGGCCAACCACUGCCUACCUGGCUUCAUCAGGAACUUCAGAGCACCCGCUGAAGGCUGCAGCAUCAGAUGAGAGCAUUUUCACCCGAUGACUCUUCUUACUAAGCUGCAGUUCAGCUUAUUCUUAAAGUGCUGCUGAUAAACAGGGAAAAAAUGAAUACAACAUGAAUGAACCUUUGGUACUGGGUUAAUCCACGAACACUUCUUCAGUUCUGAUACCAACCUCCUCCAAGUACCAGACAUCAAUCGGCCUUGUCCAGUCCAGGACAUGGCCGACACUAGAAGCAUCAGCUAAGGAUCACAAAUUCCAGACAACAGUGUCCAGCUUCACAGACAGAUGAGAUGGCGGUAUAAAGACUAAAUCUGUUUGGUGGAGUACUAGGGUUAGCAUGCCGGACCUACUGGUGCUUCAACAGAAUGAAAGGAAAGGUCUGAGGUCAGAUGAGAAUUCCACAAUUCUCUCCAAAACAUUUGCUGUUCUUGAUAUUUGUCUAACGAAGCCCCAACUGUGAAAUGGAAAAGCAAACCGGAUCUAAUAAGCUGUACAAGCAGAGAUGCUUUAUUCCCUUAAUGCUGAACACUGCAGUUUGCUUUGGAUUCUAUAAAGCCACAGUAAACAUACGGUAACAAUAUGAAAUCCAUUCAGCUGAAGGAGUCGAGUUCAUAGCCAUAAGACCCACUUCUUCCAAGUUCUGAAAAGAAAAGCAGAUCCAUCUCUGCACCAACUCUGCAGGACCAGAGGAAAGAACCACUUUCAACCAAGACUGGAGUUAGCCUCACAGAGACCAACGAGCAAUUAAUAUCUUUAUGAACUGCAUCUAAUAAUAAAGAGAAAGAAAUGACCUGGAAAAUGUCAAUAAAAAGAAGAUUUAUCAAUUUGGAACCAUGGGUCUCUUAUCUCUCAUCUCGCAGCUGUUUGUUUUAUCAGCAAAUGCUGAUCCUGUGCUCCAGAUGGAGCUAUGGUCAUUAACUGCU